Symbiodinium pilosum is the source of this 1563-nucleotide messenger RNA. NCBI's taxonomy places the organism in Eukaryota, Dinophyceae, Suessiales, Symbiodiniaceae. The record is from the annotation of a GenBank genome assembly.
AUGCUGCGGGGGCUGUCGUUUUCCAGCCAAGAGCCCGACGCUCUUCCCAAGGCGCACCACGAUCGAGUUCAGGAGGAGUUGUGGAAGAUUCGCGCCAGAAUCUACAAGAAUGCAGUCAGCUUGUUUGUGCACCCGGUCGGCUUUCUGGUGAUCGCCUUCAUGUACGACUUCUUUUCGGAUUUCUGCUUUGCAGGGCUUUUCAGACUUGUCUGCAUCUGCGGCGUGUACGUGACGCAUACUGCAGUGCUCAAAGGUGUUAUCAUACUGAGCCGACGGAACCUUACAAUCUUCUACAUUGUGUACAACGCUUCCUUCGUGCUGUUUCUGCUUGGUGGAGUCCUUGAAUCGCGGGCCAGUGACUCACGAGCCAUGACCAUGCAGGUCUUCAACGAUGGGAGCCGGCUGGUGAUGACGGUGAUCUUCAUGCACGCGAGGACGACCUUCCCAGCUCAGCUGGCAAUGUCAGCGGGCAACACAGAUCACCACACAGAUGCCAUGAAAUAUGCAGUCGGACAAUUCGUUUCUGCUGUUGGUAUGUGCGCAGUUAGUGCCAUUCUGGAGUUUUGGGUGAUCUCGCACGCCUCCGCCCUCCUAGAUGCAGAGUCAAUGGUGGGGAGCUUCCGCCGGAUGCUCCGAGGUGUUUGUGAUGGUGAAGUGCUGCUGACGGAAAACAUGAGCAUCUGCGAGGACACGGAGUGCCUCAAGCAUUUGUUGAUGUCGCCGACUGGGUUCAAAGGCUGCAACUUUGAGCAGCUUCUGAUGCCGGAUGAGCGGAAGCGCUUCACCAAAUUCAUCGAACAGUCCACACAGGAAACAUUGAAACCAGAACAGAACAAGACAACUCCACACUGCCUGCGAGUUUCUCUGCAGGGCACAAAUGGCAUCCGGGUAGGUGUAGAUCUCUGGCACGUCCCGAUGCCUGAUCUCUUUGGUAAAGAGGGCCCGCAUCACCUCGUAGCUUUGCGGGAGGAUUGGGAAACUCGCUUGCAGCCGGAUGCGCCCGUGCAGGUCCAAAAGAACCUGCCGGAAAUGAGCGAGUCCCCCAAAGCCUCCCAAGCUCAGUCAGAGUCAGGGUUUAUGUCACAGUCUACCUACAACUCUUUGACGCAGAACUACCCAGAGUUAGUAGACAUGACGCUGCUGGUCGAUGGUGGUUCUCACUGGCUUGAUGUGGAGCAAGCGCACCUGCGGUUUGUGAAGCAGCCGUCAGACCCUGAUGCACAUAUGCCGUCCUUACGCCGGCUGGUGCGGCCAACAGAUUGGGAAUCCGUUCGGAGCCAGCUGGGGGCCUUCAUGCGACAAACCAGCGACGCUAGUGAGGAGAGGGGCAGCUUUCACAUGAAGCUGCGCAUGAUGGACAAUUCCAAAAGGACAGUGGUGGCGCACGAUGUUGAGGUCUCGGCUUUCUACCCGCCAUGUCCCGAGGAGGGCGAUCCAGGUGAAAUUGAUAUGAAGAUUUGCUUACAGUUUAGCAACUUUGCCUUUGAUGACGCCAAGAAGAAGAAGACCCAGCCAAGUCUUGCGGGCAUCACGGAGUUCGAUCUCAAUGACUCCGUGGAAUGA